Molecule: messenger RNA, 1257 nt
Organism: Pocillopora meandrina
Lineage: Eukaryota; Metazoa; Cnidaria; Anthozoa; Scleractinia; Pocilloporidae
Source: the annotation of a GenBank genome assembly
AUGCGGCCUGUGACACAGCUUCAUCAAGAUAUACGAGACAACUCUACUCAAAUGGAUUUGAUUUAUUCCCCGUCAACAAUCAAGAUAUCUUUGAUAAUUCUUGGGCUUGAAGUUAUCUUUGGAGUUGUAGCCAAUUUAGCUGUAUUUUCCACUCUACGAAGUUACUGCAAUCGAAGCAUGUCAGUUUAUCGAGUGUUGGUUUACAACUUAUGUCUAACAGGCGCAUUAAGCAGUUUGAUAGGGAUUCCCAGUCUCUUUGCAGUUAUAUAUGUUUCGUUCAUUGAACGGACUUCUGUACCAGCUGCCCUUUGCAGAAUGAGGUAUUUUUCUUUGACUUAUUUCUUCUUCACUGACAGUAUGAACAUUUGCUUUUUGAGUUUGGAUCGCAACGACUUUAUUACAAGACCGUUUCGACGAAGGAUAACGAAACGGAAUAUAAAAACUUACAUUGCUGCAAUCUGGGCAAUACCUUUUGUGAUUGGACUUCUCAAUUUUGUGAUAAAAAUCAACACAGAAAAUUGUAUUCUGGUCUCAUCCGCGGAAGGUCCUUACUCCGAACCUAUGGUAGUCUUGCUCUCAGUUAUCCUGGUACUAACCUGCAGUUUUGUGGUGACAAACAACUGGUCCUCGGUAAGAUCGAUGAGAAACCUGGCUAGAAGUCUCAACACAUCUAAGAAAAACCACGUUCGUUCAGAAAAGAAGAUGAUUAUUUUGACAGUGAAAAUUAUUUCUGUCUAUUUGGUUACCGUAGCUCCAGCGACUCUAUGGUCAUUUGGCUUGCGCGCUGGAGGUGUCAAAAACUGUGUAUUAUGCAACGAUGUACGAAUCUAUUUACAGUUGUUACUUCUUGUUAAAUACCUUGCUAAUCCUUUCAUUUUCGUGGGUUCGAUAUGGAAGAAAAAAAAUUCUGUAGGCCAAACAAAUCUUGUGCGAAAAAAUGGAUUCAGAGGUCAAACAGUCUUGGAGGUUAGAAAAUCAAGAAAAAGACCCAUACGAGGAAAACCGCGGGAGUUUCUUGGAGAAGCCUCAUCUUAUGGAGAUAUCCACCAGCUUAGCACAAGUCGACGAGUGGUAACAAUUUAUGAGGAUAAUGAAGAGAGGCACAUUGAAUCUGAAAACGAUCAAGUAGCAUACCACGUGAACCGGGGAACACAAACUAACUUGGAAGUGCUUAACACCUGUCCAAAAAGGAGGCAUACGGGCAACACAGACAAUUCCUUGCCUAACAUAUUGGUUCACUCCUUUAGCAGACAUUAA